AUGAGUGCUCGUUGGAUUUUGGAUUAUGUUUACCGUUCUGAAAAAUUUGGAAUGGUCAUCGCUUCGUUUUCCAAUAUUACCCUCUUGUCUUUGCUCGCAUUCAAAGCUUCAAGCUCAUAUGGUGCCUACCGUAACCUCAUGGUUGCCUAUACCAUCGUUGAAAUCAUUUACUCUUUUUUGAGUUUUUGGACUGAAAUGGCAGCUUUGAGCACCGACAAAGCGUAUGUCGUUUUCAGUUAUUACUACGGAUACGUCGAUCGUUCAAUUGCACCAUUUUUUCUCGUUGAUUUCUGUGGAAUUUAUUUCACACUCUUGCUGCUCCUGGUUGUUCAUUUUAUCUAUCGGUAUUUUGUGGUCUGCGAUUUCCAAAAGUUGAAUUAUUUCAAGGGGUACAGAUUGGCAUUCUGGGUUAGCGGAUGUGCGAUUUCCGGAUUUGGAAGCGGUUUUCUCAAGGUAUUCACAUUUCCUGAAAACGAGCAAUUCUCAAACGAAUUACGGGACGAUUUCAUGGAGUUUUACAACCUGACCAUGGAUCAAGUCGUUUACAAUGGACCUAAUUUCUAUGUCUGUGAUGGACUCGGAGUUUGUGAGAAACCAAUAGCGGUUUGGGCAACAACCCUUUACUUGACCGCUGCUCUUUUUGUGUCAGUGUUCAUUAUGUUGUUCUGUGGAUACCAAUCUACUCAAAAACUCAAUGUCAAAACUUCCAGCACAAGUGCACGCACAGUUGAACUACAGAAGCAAUUGAUGAAAGCGCUAAUUAUUCAGUCAGCCAUUCCAAUCGUCUUCAUGUACAUUCCGAUCAUUCUCCUUUUCGUGGCUCCGAUGUUCCAUUGGGGAUUCGGUCCCUACGUCAAUUUCGCUAUGGCUACUCUUGCUAUCUAUCCUCCGAUUGAUCAAUUUGCCAUCAUCUAUGUAAUCAGAGAUUUUCGUAAUGCAAUCAAAGACUUCUUCACUUGUAAAAAAAAGACAGUCAGCCCACAAGCAUCUGCUGCGUUCACCACUUCCCGAUUGAGCCUUAAAUCAAACAUCUGA
Molecule: messenger RNA, 1035 nt
Organism: Caenorhabditis briggsae
Lineage: Eukaryota; Metazoa; Nematoda; Chromadorea; Rhabditida; Rhabditidae
Gene: Cbr-str-88
Product: Protein CBR-STR-88
Exons: 7
Coding region: 1-1035 (344 amino acids)
Biological process (GO): G protein-coupled receptor signaling pathway; olfactory behavior
Molecular function (GO): G protein-coupled olfactory receptor activity
Source: RefSeq, a predicted model, not a curated record